AUGUCUCUGCACUCUUCUCUGCCUCAUAAUAUCAGACAGAAUCUGACCAAUCUCACUGGUACCCUUUUUAUCAGCAAUAAAACUCGAGACUGUGGCGAUGCAUUCAACAAUAUCCCAGUUAAUGAGACAGUGUCCAGCCUCCCUUUACAGAUGGCACUGUAUUUCAAUGCCAUCUUCUUUCCAUUCUGGUGGGUGUCAGAAGUGGUUAUGAUCCAUCUUAAGUACAACAUGUUGCCAGGAUACUACCAAUGGCUACUGCUGGCUGCUGUAAUAAUUAUCACAGUGACUGAAAGUAUUCGUCUGUGUCUGGGCUACAUGGGAAACUUGGAAGAAAAGCUGCCAGAGUUAGCUGGAUUUUGGUUGCUGUCCUUUGUCAUCCAGCUACCCAUCAUUUUGUUCCUCCUCACCGAUGAAUCCAUCAUCAUCCUACCCCUGGAAAGGGGUAUGAAUAUUAUCUACUCCAUAUUCCUGGUUUUUGAGUUGGUUCUGGGAUUCCGGGCCCUAAGGGAAAUGACGAAUCACCUAACAAAACGCUUCUACCUCCAACAGUUUCAGGAGCCAGAGUAUCCUCAACGGCACAAAAGAAGUCAAGAAACUGGUAUUCCAUUUGGGAGCGGUUCUAUUUUCCUUGUGUAG
Molecule: messenger RNA, 636 nt
Organism: Mobula hypostoma (lesser devil ray)
Lineage: Eukaryota; Metazoa; Chordata; Chondrichthyes; Myliobatiformes; Myliobatidae
Product: transmembrane protein 17-like
Exons: 4
Coding region: 1-636 (211 amino acids)
Biological process (GO): non-motile cilium assembly
Cellular component (GO): ciliary transition zone
Source: RefSeq, a predicted model, not a curated record